Molecule: messenger RNA, 735 nt
Organism: Postia placenta MAD-698-R-SB12
Lineage: Eukaryota; Fungi; Basidiomycota; Agaricomycetes; Polyporales; Adustoporiaceae
Exons: 1
Coding region: 1-735 (244 amino acids)
Biological process (GO): regulation of transcription by RNA polymerase II
Molecular function (GO): protein dimerization activity; RNA polymerase II cis-regulatory region sequence-specific DNA binding; DNA-binding transcription factor activity, RNA polymerase II-specific
Source: RefSeq, a predicted model, not a curated record
AUGGCACACCCCGACGACCACCCGCCGUCCUUCGCCUUCGAUGAUGUCCAGUUCUUCAACCCCCCGCCGUUCCUCUCCAACGACCUUUUCCCCCCGCCCCCGCCGCUCCCUCCAUCCGCAGACCUGUUCUCGCCAUCCGAGGCGACAGAUUUCUUCGGGUUCCUCGAGAACUUUAGCUGGGAGUUCGAUGUCGAUCCCAGUGUCACCUACCUUGAUGCACUACAGGUGCCAGCUCCUCCGCAACAGCCCGCGACAUCUCUCGCUGAUGGUGUCGGCGAGCAUCAGCCAAUGGGGCAGCGGCAGAUAGACCCCACAACAAGCGUAUCCCGCAAUAAAGCCCCGUCUGUAUCCCCGUCGGAAUCGUCUUCUUCAGUGCAGACACCCGUCCCGCCAAAUGCAUCAUCAGCGACCGCAGUCGCACGACCGAAGCCGCUGCUCUCUGGCAACCAAAAGAGAGUGAACCAUAUUCUCUCCGAGCAAAAGCGCCGAAAUGCGAUUCGCGAUGGAUACAUGCAGCUGACGACCCUGCUCGCGCCUGCAGGCGCACCACCAGGCACUGGCAUGCCCACACGAGGACGGCCGAAGGGAAGCGGCGGCCGGGGGCGAGGGAGCAAAGGCAAAAGCGGCAUCCUGUUCAAGGCGAGGGAAUACAUCCGUUUCUUGGAAGAGGGGAGAGAUGCGUUGGUACAAGAGGUUGUGAAGGUCGAGGGGGCCGCGGGGAUUCGACAUCCAUGA